GAGGCCGCGGCAGUCGCGAGCGAGCAUCCCUAGCGCUUGCUUGCCGGAGCUGCGUCUGCAGUAGCCUGGCCGCUGACGCUGCGUGCCGGCCGGCAGGGCAGCCUGGGACCUCGCUGGCGCCGCGCCCGCUGCUAGCCGUCGGCUCCCCACCUGGUUCGCACCGCGUCCCAGCCCGGGUCUCCCGCCUAGUGCGCGCCAUGGGGCCGCCGCCCGGGAUCGGGGUCUACUGCCGCGGCGGCUGCGGAGCUGCCCGGCUCCUGGCUUGGUGCUUCCUUCUGGCUCUGAGUCCGCACGCGCCCGGUUCCCGGGGAGCCGAAGCCGUGUGGACCGCGUACCUCAACGUGUCCUGGCGGGUUCCGCACACCGGAGUGAACCGCACGGUGUGGGAGCUGAGCGAGGAGGGCGUGUAUGGCCAGGACUCGCCGCUGGAGCCCGUCUCCGGGGUCCUGGUACCGCCCGACGGGCCCGGGGCGCUCAACGCCUGUAACCCGCACACCAAUUUCACGGUGCCCACGGUUUGGGGGAGCACUGUGCAAGUCUCUUGGUUGGCCCUCAUCCAACGCGGCGGAGGCUGCACCUUCGCGGACAAGAUCCAUCUGGCUUAUGAGANNNGGUCUUCUUAUAGAAUUAUUUUUAAAUUCACUGGAAAACAGAAUAUGAUAGUUUAUAUGUCACAUCCAGGUGCAGGAGACAUUGUUGCAAUCAUGAUUGGCAAUCUGAAAGGAACAAAAAUUCUACAGUCUAUUCAAAAAGGCAUACAAGUAACAAUGGUCAUCGAAGUAGGGAAAAAACAUGGCCCUUGGGUGAAUCAUUAUUCAAUUUUCUUCGUCUCCGUGUCCUUUUUUAUUAUUACGGCAGCAACUGUGGGCUAUUUUAUCUUUUAUUCUGCUCGAAGAUUGCGGAAUGCAAGAGCUCAAAGCAGGAAGCAGAGACAGUUAAAGGCAGAUGCUAAAAAAGCUAUUGGACGGCUUCAGCUGCGCACCUUGAAACAAGGAGACAAGGAAAUUGGUCCUGAUGGAGAUAGCUGUGCUGUGUGCAUUGAGCUCUAUAAGCCAAAUGAUUUGGUACGCAUCCUAACCUGCAAUCAUAUUUUCCAUAAGACAUGUGUGGACCCGUGGCUGUUAGAGCACAGGACUUGCCCCAUGUGCAAGUGUGACAUUCUCAAAGCUCUGGGAAUUGAGGUGGAUGUUGAAGAUGGAUCAGUGUCUUUACAAGUUCCUGUUUCUAAUGAAGCAUCUAAUACUGCCUCUCCCCAUGAAGAGGACAAUCGCAGUGAAACUGCAUCAUCUGGAUAUGCUUCAGUACAGGGAGCAGAUGAGCCGCCUCUGGAGGAACACGCACAAUCAGCAAAUGAAAAUCUCCAGCUGGUAAACCAUGAGGCAAAUUCUGUGGCUGUGGAUGUUGUUCCCCAUGUUGACAACCCAACCUUUGAAGAAGAUGAAACUCCUGAGCAAGAGACGGCUGUUCGAGAAAUCAAAUCUUAAAAAUCUGUGUCAAUAGAAAACUUGAACCGUUAAUAACAACAAGACUGCCAAUCAGGGCCUAGUUUACUAUGAAUGAACUGGGUAAAGCUUAAAACAAAAAAUGAUACUGAAAGUGCUGAGAUGACUUAUAUUAUACUAUAGUUAAAUGGCUUAACAUAUUUAACCCAGUACCAUUUCCCACAAACUCACUAUAACGUUUUUCAUAGGCAAGUUUCCUCUUGGUGAUAGUGAUAGCAACAUUUUUAAAGAUUCCGAACCGUCUGCAAGUAGCCAGGUUUUUUCAUUUACAACAACUUUGUUAUAAAAAAAAAUACAUUGCUUUAAAAAUGUGGAGUAGCUGUAAUCACUUUGUUUUAUGAUAGUGUCAUAAUUAAACCAUACUACUACUGUAGCUUGGGCUCUAUGUGUCAGGGUUUGUCUCCAGGUGCUUAUAUUGAUCUGGAAUUUGUAAAAAAUAAAAAUUAAAAAAAAAAAGCAAUGCGAACUUAGGCGUUCAGUUGAUAGUACAAGAUUAAAGCAAAAUACUCAUUUAACUCUUUCAUUUUAAGACUAAGCUGUGUAUGUAUUUCAUGUGAGUGUUGAGUAUAGUUUUGUCAGAAAAAUAUGAACUGAAUUGGUUGAUCAGUGUAUUAGUGACACCACACAAGAUUAUAGACAUAAAAAUUUUCUUACAAAAAUAUUGUAAACUAUUUCUCAAACUUGACAUUUUCAAGAGCACAGGAUAGAAACUACCAUCAGAUUUGAAAAUAGUAAUAGCUGAAUAAAUUAUAGAAAAUUGGUAACUGGUUACUGUGUAGAAUUCAGCUAUAGAAAAUAUUCUGUAAAAUUUGUCUGUGGAAAAUAGUUUCCAAACAAUGUUGACUUUGAAAAUUGAGUUUACAUUUGGCCUUGUGGUCUCUAAUUACAUUAAAUUUAAAUUCUAUCCAUAUAUCUAAAAUUUUGUGAAUACAUUUUGUUGGUGUUUGAAAAAGAAUCAAGGGAAGGGGGGAUUCCAGGUGCCUUAAUAUAAAGUUUGAAGCUUCAACCACCAAAGUUAAAUAGAGCUAUUGAGAACAUGCACUUUAUUUCUACUUUGUGUGGCUUGUCCAUUAGUUUUGUUCCCAGUGAAAAUUCCCGAGGAAUUUAGACAAAAAUAGAACAGACGUGUAUUUUUGUUUGCUGAAUAUAUAAUGGAUGAAACCAUUGCAUUCUUGUACACCGAUUUGAAAAUGCUGUAAAUAUGCCCCGAUUUGUACUGAUUCUCUUUAAAUAUAAAAUGUAAAUAAAAUAUUCCAAUGAAA
Mastomys coucha (southern multimammate mouse) is the source of this 2764-nucleotide messenger RNA. It is a transcript of the gene Rnf128, whose product is annotated as ring finger protein 128. Lineage: Eukaryota; Metazoa; Chordata; Mammalia; Rodentia; Muridae. Bases 198 to 1484 code for a protein of 428 amino acids. The transcript is spliced from 10 exons. The record is from RefSeq and is a predicted model, not a curated record.